AUGCCCAUUUCCGAAAUGCAGUGCCGUCUGUUCUGUGAAGUGCUUGCUGGAAAAUGCAAAUUGCCGGAUUCCGAGAAAAUGCUCAAAAACAUCGAGAAAAAGAAGGCGCAAAUGGCAAAACAGUACGUGAAACGUCGACGUCACACUAUUCAAGUGCAUUACGUGGAAUAUAUGGAUGAACUGGCAAAACUGAUUGGUGUGAAGCCGAAUUUGCUGAAAUAUUGGCUCACUGAUCCACGCCUUGCAUCCACGCUUCUCUUUCAAGGAUUGGCUCCCUAUCAGUACAGGCUAACAGGUCCAAAUGCUUGGUGCGGGGCCCGUGAAGCAUUGCUAGGAAUGGAGCAGCGGAUGUUCGAGAAUUCCCGGACAAGGCAAACCAAGGAAACAAUGAAAUCCACUCCUGUCAAUAAAUUUUUCUACUUAUUUCGUCUAAUUAAACCGUAA
Messenger RNA from Gongylonema pulchrum, 444 nucleotides. The record is from the annotation of a GenBank genome assembly. Lineage: Eukaryota; Metazoa; Nematoda; Chromadorea; Rhabditida; Gongylonematidae.